Molecule: messenger RNA, 711 nt
Organism: Dovyalis caffra
Lineage: Eukaryota; Viridiplantae; Streptophyta; Magnoliopsida; Malpighiales; Salicaceae
Source: the annotation of a GenBank genome assembly
AUGUAUGCAAAGUGCAGAAGCCUGCCUGAUGCUUGUCAGGUAUUUCAAGAGAUCAAGAAUAAAAAUGUAGUUAUUUGGACAGCCAUGAUUGCAACUUACCAGCAACAUGGUCGUGCGAAUCGUGUCGUUGAACUAUUUGAUGAAAUGCUGGGAGAGGGUGUAAAACCUGAUCACAUCACAUUUGUUUGCGUUAUUUCAGCUUGUGGCCAUACAGGGCAUGUUGAAAGGAGAUAUGAUUACUUCAAUUCCAUGAAAAAGGCGCACGGUAUCAGCCCUGGGAUUGAAAACCAUGCUUGCAUGGUUGACCUACUUGGUCGUGCUGGUCGUCUGGACGAAGCUAAGAAGUUUGUUGAAUCAAUGCCACUCAAACCCGACUCAACAGUUUUGGGAGCUUUGGUUGAGGCUUGUGCACAUUAUGGCAAUCUUGACAUAGGCAGAGAAGUUGCAGAGAGGCUUUUUGAGAUGGGACCAGAUCGUGCAGGAAACCAUGUUAUGCUUUCUAACACUCAUGCACGUAAUGGAAUGUUAAGAGACGCUGAUAAAAUUAGAAGAUUGAUGGGGAUCAAAGGGGUCAAAAAGGAUGCUGCAUGUAGUUGGGUUGAUGUCAAGAACUCAACCUUUGUGUUUACAGGCAAUGAAAGAUCACAUCCAAGGACAGAUGAGAUUUAUGAAAUGCUGAGAAAGUUGGACGACUUGGGUUAUGAAGUUUGA